UUAACUCCAAAGUUCAACCCGACAUCUUGAUUUAAAGCACCUGAUAAAAGCACAAAAUGAGUGCUCCCAAAGCUCCAAUCCGUGUGGUCAUCACUGGUGCAGCCGGACAGAUCGCUUAUUCCUUGCUCUACCCAGUUGCCAAGGGAGACGUUUUUGGCCAUGAUCAGCCAAUUGUCUUGGUCUUGUUGGAUAUCGAAGUCAUGUUGGGUGUUUUGAAGGGUGUCGUCAUGGAGUUGGUCGACUGUGCACUGCCUCUGCUUAGGGAAAUCAUUCCAACUGCUGAUCCAAAUGAGGCAUUUGAAGGUGCUGAUGUAGCAAUCCUGGUUGGGGCCAUGCCCAGAAAGGAGGGUAUGGAACGAAAGGAUCUCCUGAAGGCCAAUGUCAAAAUUUUCAAAGUUCAAGGCGAGGCACUGGACAAACAUGCAAAGAAAUCCGUGAAGGUUGUGGUUGUUGGUAAUCCAGCAAAUACAAAUGCAUUCAUCUGCAAGAAGUAUGCACCUAGCAUAGCACCUGAGAACUUUACAUGUUUGACUAGGCUUGAUCAGAGCAGGGCCCAAUCACAGGUAGCUUCAAGAGUGCACAUAUCAGCCCAAGAUGUACACAACAUCAUCAUCUGGGGCAAUCACUCAUCCACCCAAUUUCCAGAUGUCAGCCAUGGUUGUGUCCUUCUUAAUGGACAGAAAGUGAAAAUAAUGGACGCCGUCAAAGAUGAGGCUUGGCUAAAAGGAGCUUUUAUCUCAACAGUCCAGAAAAGAGGAGCAGAAGUGAUAGCAGCUCGCAAGCUCUCCAGUGCCCUCUCCGCUGCCAAAGCCAUCUGUGACCAUCUUCAUGAUUGGUGGUUUGGAACUCCAGAGGGUCGCUGGGUAUCCAUGGGUGUGCCCUCGGACGGUUCAUAUGGUGUUGAGAAGGGCUUGAUCUUCAGUUUCCCCGUGGUCAUCAAACCAAACAAGACCUACUCAAUUGUUACCGGUCUGGAGUUGGAUGCCUUUGCUAAGGAGAAAAUUUGUGCUACACAGAAAGAAUUGAUUGAAGAAAGGGAUCAGGCAUUGGAGGCAUGCGCUUAAGUUAUAGUGGGCGGUGCCGUCAGUUAGUUCUCACAAAGCAGAUGGUAAUAUCUCGUUUUGUGACUGCGUGGUUAUUUUUUUUUAUCUGGAAACAAGCACGAUAUUUAAAUUAAUUUGAUAAUAAUUGUAGCUAUGUUUCUAAGUGUUCAUGUUUGUGAAUAUUAGUAGUUAAUAAGAAAUUUUAUCUGAAAUUUGUUGAUUAUUUUCGAAAUAAAAUCAUUUCUCAUGAAGUUCA
Messenger RNA from Helobdella robusta, 1299 nucleotides. RefSeq lists its product as hypothetical. The coding region runs from base 57 to 1064 and encodes 335 amino acids. Gene Ontology annotation, cellular component: mitochondrion; cytosol. The record is from RefSeq and is a predicted model, not a curated record. The transcript is spliced from 8 exons. Gene Ontology annotation, molecular function: L-malate dehydrogenase (NAD+) activity. Gene Ontology annotation, biological process: malate metabolic process; tricarboxylic acid cycle; oxaloacetate metabolic process. Lineage: Eukaryota; Metazoa; Annelida; Clitellata; Rhynchobdellida; Glossiphoniidae.